Bactrocera tryoni is the source of this 4290-nucleotide messenger RNA. RefSeq lists its product as uncharacterized. The transcript has 3 exons. The coding region runs from base 1 to 4290 and encodes 1429 amino acids. NCBI's taxonomy places the organism in Eukaryota, Metazoa, Arthropoda, Insecta, Diptera, Tephritidae. The record is from RefSeq and is a predicted model, not a curated record. Gene Ontology annotation, molecular function: nucleic acid binding; zinc ion binding.
AUGUCAGCAUUAAACUUGCGUACAUCAGCACGCACAUCUAUAUUGCGCAUCUGGACGCAAGUUCAAGCAGAGAACUACCAUCCAGACUGUGUUGAAAGUGAACAGCUCUUGGGUAGUGCCAGACAACAUUUCUCUCGUUUUAUGGAUAACCAUUUUGCCCUCGUGUCCAGCGCACAUGGAGGCGAGAUGGCAGAGCAUGAUGAUUUGCUCGCUUCAACGGAGGAGAUUUUCAACAACAUUUGCAUCAAAUUAAAACGUAAAAUGUCAGCGUUUAGUGAACUUCCCAACCAGGAAUGCAGCCAUGCACCAGACAUGCGUUUGGAUCCCGUCUCCAUUCCAAGCUUUGACGGAGAGCCGUCCAAUUGGUUAGCGUUUAAGGAUAUGUUUGAGACGCUGGUUCACAACAGGAACGACUUGCAGCCCACCUAUAAACUGGGAAAAUUGAGACAAUAUGUGAAGGCGGAAAAGGUUCCAUUAGUCGGUGGCUUGUACACAGGUGGGUAUGAGGAGGUCUGGGCUGAACUGAAACAACGUUACGACAAUCCCCGUACUCUUUCGGAACAUCAUGUUCAGCAUCUACUAGACUUACCAACCCACCCAUCAGAAUCUCGAGCUACUCUACUUAAUUUUGUGGAUAGUGUACGUAACUCCUUCAGAGCGCUUGAAUUGAUGAAUGUGCCAGUAAAACAGUGGGAUGCUAUAGCCGUACCUCUACUACUACCGAAAUUACCGAUUGUUACUCGAACCGAGUGGGGAAUGAGCCUAAAAUCCAAUGCAAUUCCGAAAAUGGAAGAAGUGAUAAUGUUCGUGGAGCGGCGUGCAGCUAACCUGCCGACAUCGUCGCCAAUUGCUCCACAUAUUUCAAGCGGACGGACAUCGAGUCGUGUCGUGAAGGCGCAUCUGACUAUGAACUCCGGAAAAAUUCUUAAUCCGGUGGUAGCAUCUGACAAGGCAACGAAUUGCCCAUCUUGUAAUGAGUUUCAUCGGAUUACGAAAUGUCAAAAGUUUCGUAACCUUCAACUUGACGGACGCUGGGACUUGGUGAAGCAGGCAUCACUAUGUUUCAAUUGCCUCAAGACCGGCCAUCGUAAUCGCGACUGUCCAUCUGGCUUAUGUCUCAAUUGCCAACAGAAGCACAAUACUCUUCUAUGUAGAAGGCUCCAGCAGACGAGUGUUGAAGCAACGGCAAACGUGCUUCUUGCUGACUGUAAGGGUUACUUAAAGGAAUGUCGAGCCCUUUGUGAUAUUGGUUCCCAGGUGAGCUUCGUUUGCGAAUCAUUAGUAACUAUUUUGAAUCUUCCUAGAAGUCCCUGUGAGUUCCAAGUCGAGGGUAUUGAUCAAAGCCUUUCAACCCGUACCAAAGGUGUUGUCAGAGUUAGUAUGCAGUCCCAGGUGGACGAGAAGUUCCAGAUCAGCUUCGAUGCGUACAUCAUUGAUUCAAUCACGUCGAUGACUCCUUCUACUAAUAUAGACAUCAGGACCAGUCAUCAUUUAAGGGAUCUUUGUUUAGCUGAUCCGGAAUUCGGUAUACCAGGUCCCGUAGAACUACUGAUUGGCGCGGAUAUUUGGCCUGCUCUUGUAUUAAACGACGUUGUUGCCGGUUCUCAUAACGAACCAUGUGCAUUACACACCCGUCUCGGAUGGGUAGUGCUAGGUCCAGUAGCAUCGAACGAGUCGAAGUCAACCCUUUUUUCAUCACUCAUUGACGUUUCCGAUGAUUCUACCACCGAUAAACUUCUAAGGAAAUUUUGGGAAGUAGAGGAGCCUCCUGAUAACAUCAAGGCGGAGGUGGACGAAUGUGAAGAGAUUUUCGCAAACACGGUUACGCGUCAUCCGAGUGGUCAAUAUAUAGUACAGAUACCAUUUCGAUCUGAUGCCUCUCCCCUUGGAAAUUCACAUUCGGCGGCACUUCGGCAAUUUUUGAAACUAGAGCGGACAUUGGCAAACGACUAUGUACUGAGGGAGAAAUACGUGGAAUUCAUGAGGGAAUACAUCAAUUUGGGACAUAUGGAGGCAAUCGAUGCUCCUCCAGUUGACAUAGGAAGCUGUUAUUACAUCCCUCACCAUGCUGUUUUGACUAAAUUCAGAGUAGUGUUUAACGCAUCAUCUAAAACAACGAACGGUGUAUCUCUUAACGAUACGCAAAUAAGUGGACCACGGCUACAGGAUAACCUGGUUGACAUACUUCAUCGAUUUCGGCGGUAUUCGGUAGCUCUCACAGCCGAUAUCAAAAAAAUGUUCCGACAGGUAAUGGUGGAUUCUAGGCAUCGGAAAUGGCAACAGAUCCUUUGGAGGGAAUGCCCUAAUGAACUCUUGCGUACCUAUCAACUUAAGACACUGACGUACGGUAUGGCAAGCAGUCCUUUUAAUGCUAUUAGGUCAUUGAGACAGUGUGCAUACGAUAAUUGGAAAGUGAUCGCUGACGUCAGCCGGGCAGCCGCAGCACGGGACAGCAUCCUUCAUAGCUUUUAUGUGGAUGAUUAUUUGGAAAGUGUCCACACGACAGAACUGGCCAUCAACCGUGCACGGGACGUUGAUGCCAUUCUUCAACAAGGUAAAUUUGAGUUAGAUAAAUGGAACUCCAACUGCGUCCAGACCCUGGAAGGAAUCAGUGGCUCUAAGGCGUCAGCAUCGGAGAUAAAUUUUAGCGAUUCCAGCACAACGGUAUUGGGCCUUCACUGGAAUCCUAUUACUGAUACGUUAUUCUUCAAGGUAAAGGCAUGUAACUUUGACACAAUUCCUACUAAACGGAUUGUUUUGAGUAAUAUUGCAAGAUUGUAUGAUCCACUGGGUCUGUUGGCACCGGUUGUCGUAACGGCCAAGAUGUUUGUUCAAAAUCUAUGGUUGGCGAAAUUGAGUUGGGAUACGCCUCUGCCAUCUAAUCUUCAAGAGACUUGGAUGAGAUACCGGAAUAGUUUACAGACUCUCGAAAGGAUCAAAAUACCACGAUGGCUGGGAAUCAGAGAACAUGCUGUAUUGACACUACAUGGGUUCUGCGAUGCAAGUACCAAGGCUUACGCCGCAGUUAUUUACCUACGAAACACCAUCGCUAACGGAGGAUCCCAUACAUCUCUGAUUGUCGCAAAAACAAGAGUGGCUCCAUUGAAGGAAAUGACUAUCCCCCGCCUCGAACUUUCGGCAGCUCAGCUAUUGGUUACAACUAUGAACAACAUACGUCGCGCCUUGCAAAUGGAAGAUACGGCUUACACUUUAUGGAGUGACUCAACAAUUGUUCUCCAUUGGAUUCGGCGGGAACCCUCUUCAUUGAAACAAUAUGUGGCAAAUAGGAUAGCUUUUAUACAAUCAAAAUCGGAUAUAAACGCGUGGCGACACAUUCGUUCAGAAGACAAUCCCGCUGACUGCGCCAGCCGUGGAAUUACACCGAUAGGACUCAUGGGGAACGAGCUUUGGUGGAAGGGACCUCCUCUUAUUCAUGCGGUGAAUGAAUCAUUAUCAGCGUUACCAAGUCUCACAGCUGAGGAAAAUCAAACUUUUAUUGGGGAAAGCCGUCCGUUAACUGUGCAUCUUGGCGUUACCAGCGGGGACGGUUUACUGAUGACAUCCUUUGGAGCACAACGAGUACCUUUGGUAGCAAGGUUUAGCCGUUUGAGUGCCUUACUAAAUACAACUGCUCGAAUGCGUCGUAUAAUGCCGACGUUGAGAAGUCAGAGAUCACAGGAGUUGAUUACUGCUGAAGAGAAAGAAUGGGCACUAAUCACACAUAUUCGUCAAAGCCAAGGUAAAAUGUAUCAUUCUGAAAUUAGAGCACUUAAAUCUCGUUCCAGCAUCGCUUUGUCAAGUAACCUGCUUCCACUGAACCCAAUUUUGGACGAAGAGGGCCUACUGCGUGUUGGUGGUCGGUUAACAAAUUCGGAAUUACCGUAUGAGCAAAAACAUCCAAUCAUUCUUGCCAAUACCUGUCCAUUGGCAAAACUUCUCAAAAUGUUCGAGCAUUUUUGGAAGCGGUGGAACCGUGAAUAUUUAUCCAGCUUACAGGCGCGUCGCAAGUGGGAAGGUCGACGUGAGAAUCUCCAGCCAGGAGAUGUAGUACUGAUUCAGAACGAGAAUCUACCACCCAUGCAUUGGCGCAUGGGUCGCAUCACUGAAGUUCACCCUGGCAGCGACGGAUUGGUACGAAUAGUUACGGUUGAAUAUAACAGUGAGAAACGUACACCUGAAGGACUUUUUGUUAAGCACCAUUGCCAACGUCCAGUGCAAAAGAUUUGCCGUCUUAUUGAUCCAAAUCGAGAAUUCCUGAACCCUGACGGUUCAGCCGGGCAGGAAUGUUAA